GACAGGUAAGUUAGGUAGUUGUAUUAACUAACAGGAGCGCAGAGAAACAUACUAACACGCCAACUCCUGACAGUGUGGGAACAUUGGGUGAGGGUCGUACUCAAUAAGAGGGUUGACCGAAAAACUAGCCACCCUUUUCAUUAUGUUGUGGUCUAAGGUCUAUGUGUGUACGGACUUUGUUUUUGCUUUCCUGACUGGAGUGUGUUGUCAGUGUACCUAUACAGCUGAGGAACACCAGGCGGUGCACAAAGCUCUGCGACAGAAGCUGGGACCAGAGUACAUCAGUACCAGAGUUGCUGGAGGAGGACAGAAGGUCUGCUAUAUUGAAGGGCAUCGUGUAAUCGGCCUGGCCAAUGAGAUGUUUGGGUACAAUGGAUGGUCUCACUCAAUCUCUCAACAGAAUGUCGACUUCAUAGACAUAAUAAACGGCAAGUUUUACGUCGGAGUCAGUGCGUUUGUCAAAGUGCAGCUGAAGGACGGGGCGUUUCAUGAGGAUGUAGGGUAUGGAGUCAGUGAAGGACUGAAGUCUAAAGCUCUGUCGCUGGAAAAGGCGAGAAAGGAAGCUGUCACGGAUGGCAUGAAGAGAGCACUCAAAUGCUUCGGUAAUGCGCUUGGAAACUGCAUCCUGGAUAAACAAUACCUCGUAGCCAUUAACAAGAUCCCCAAACAGCCUCCUCCUCCUCUAGACCCAGCCCAGACUAAGCGCACUGAGGGUGAGCCCUCAGUGGAGAAGGCCCGCUUCUCCAGUCUGGUCCGGGAGGAAAAGCUUGGGGAUCCUGGCAGGAUGCCGCUGGAGCCUAGAGUCCUCAACCAGAACCAGAACUAUUCCGAAGUUUAUACCCCUGAUGCUGCUGGCCCUGCUAACAGGAAGAGUGAGAACAUUGACUCGAGACCUGUCAUGGACUCGAUGGACGUUGGUGGGUCUGCGGCGCACACAGACCCCAAACAGCUGAGAAAGCUUCGACAGCAGCAGCUUCAACAGAAGUUCAGGAGAGAGAUGGAGGCCAAGAAGCUGCAGCAGAGACCGGAUCAAGCCAAGUCUGAGGACACAGAGGUCGCUAUUAGACGAGGAUCCAGUGGAGGUCAUGAAGAUGCACCUGCGUUCAGUGACGGCACUUCAGCAGGACGCAGGAAGCCUAGCAGCAGGGACGAGUAUUUAACAGAUGAUCCUGAGCUCUGGGAUUUCACUCUGGAUGGGAUUGAGGAGCUGGAUGUCCCUGCAGGCGGCCAACCCUCCAGAGCAAAACCGCUCAGGCCCAGCACGCCCAGUAAUCACCUGAUGCAGACGCGCAGUAAGACCCCUCAGAGAGCCCCAGGCAGACCUCCAGACGAGGCCCCUCCAUACAGCGGAGGACAGGACCGGGCUCAGCAUCAGAACCAGUAUCAGGCGAGGCCAGGUGAAGCCUUCAGUCCAUACAGACAAGGACAGUACAUGAAGAAACGCAGACUGGACACUUGACAUUUUAUGUUGCCGUUCUUCAGCUUCCUCAACACUUUAUAGAAUUGAUUUUACUUUUGUUUUUAUAUUUAUAUAUAUAUAUAUAUAUAUAUAUAUAUAUAUUUCAGGGUUUACAUUUAAAUUCAUUUUGCACUGAAUGGAUGCUGUUUCAGAUUUUUGGAGAAA
Sander lucioperca (pikeperch) is the source of this 1624-nucleotide messenger RNA. RefSeq names its product RAD52 homolog, DNA repair protein (gene rad52). The transcript has 11 exons. The record is from RefSeq and is a predicted model, not a curated record. The coding region runs from base 143 to 1459 and encodes 438 amino acids. Gene Ontology annotation, cellular component: nucleus. Gene Ontology annotation, biological process: DNA recombinase assembly; double-strand break repair via homologous recombination; double-strand break repair via single-strand annealing. Lineage: Eukaryota; Metazoa; Chordata; Actinopteri; Perciformes; Percidae.